AUGUCUCAAGGACAGCGACAAUUUGAGAUUGUAGUUUGGGGAGCGACGGGAUACACCGGAAAAUACACAGCAGAACACAUUGCCCAAAAUCUACCCACAGACUUGAAAUGGGCGAUUGCUGGACGUUCGGAGAGCAAAUUGAAGACCAUCGCCGACGAGCUGCGCCAAAUCAACCCGGAUCGCCACCAGCCUGCCAUUGAGAUUGCACAGCUUAACAAGCAAGAUCUUGUCAAAUUGGCCAAGACGACCAAAGUUUUCAUCUCAACCGUCGGACCGUACCACAAAUAUGGCUCUGCGGCGUUCGAAGCAUGUGCGGAGACUGGAACUCACUAUUUGGACUGCACCGGAGAAGUGCCCUGGGUGUAUGAUAUGAUUGCCAAGUAUGAAUCGCUCGCCAAGCAGACGGGAGCCAUCAUGAUUCCGYAGAAUGGGGUGGAAUCUGCACCCAGCGACCUCAUGUGCUGGAUGCUUGUGAAUCACAUUCGUCAGACUUUAUCCGUCGGCACCGCAGAAAUCAUCAACACGGUCCACUCCAUGGUGGCAACCCCAAGUGGUGGUACCCUCGACACUGUUCUCACCCUCUUCGACACCUACGGGCUUGGUCAUCUUGCGAAGAGCAUGUCGCCUUACUCUCUCAGUGCCAUCCCACCUCCUACAGUGGCUMCCUCCAAACCUCUCUACGAAAAGGCGACUGGAAUUCGCAUGGACCCAGAUCUUGGCAUCUUGACGGACAGUCUUCAAGGACCCAGCGAUAUCCCAAUCGUCAACCGCUCCUGGUCUCUCUUCGACAAGGGCAACUUCUACGGUCCAAACUUCAAGAUCAACAUCUACAACCGCACCUCCUCCAACCUCUACGCUUUUGCAACUCACCUAGCCAUGACAUUCGGCUUCGCAUCUUUGAUGCUCCCACCUGUGCGAUGGGCGUUGAAGAAGUUCGUCUAUGCACCGGGCACAGGACCCACCAAAGCCGAAACAGAGAAAGAUCACUGCGAAUGGCGCGCGAUCGCUUUCGCAGAUUCCACCGACCCCAACGAUCCCAAGCGUGCCCAAGGCAGAAUCCGAUACCAGGGAUCCAUGUAUCAAUUGACGGGAACUUGCCUCGCAGAAGCCGCUGUCACGCUUGCCAGAGACAAGACUUUUGCGCAUGAAGUCGGAGGGGGAAUUCUCACGCCCGCGACUUUGGGAGCACCAUAUCUGGAACGAUUGCAAAAGGUGGGAUUCCAGACGGAGGUGAAGAUUAUGCCUUGA
Messenger RNA from Ramularia collo-cygni, 1248 nucleotides. RefSeq lists its product as uncharacterized. The record is from RefSeq and is a predicted model, not a curated record. Gene Ontology annotation, cellular component: mitochondrion; plasma membrane; lipid droplet. The coding region runs from base 1 to 1248 and encodes 415 amino acids. The transcript is spliced from 2 exons. NCBI's taxonomy places the organism in Eukaryota, Fungi, Ascomycota, Dothideomycetes, Mycosphaerellales, Mycosphaerellaceae. Gene Ontology annotation, biological process: glycolipid biosynthetic process.